Seriola dumerili (greater amberjack) is the source of this 2737-nucleotide messenger RNA. Its product is annotated as non-syndromic hearing impairment protein 5-like. The record is from RefSeq and is a predicted model, not a curated record. Bases 321 to 1715 code for a protein of 464 amino acids. Lineage: Eukaryota; Metazoa; Chordata; Actinopteri; Carangiformes; Carangidae. The transcript is spliced from 10 exons. Gene Ontology annotation, biological process: programmed cell death. Gene Ontology annotation, cellular component: cytoplasm.
ACAUGUGGACAACUGUACAGCCCUACCGCUCAGCCACAGCUCUGACCUAACACUGUCAGUAUCACUGGUUUCCGUCGCUGUUAUCGUUGCUCUGCCUUUUACUACUCCUAGUGUUGUAAUUAAUACCGUGAAAGAGGUGUCACUCUGAAACCCAGGGGACUCCUUCUGCGUUUGGACACCUUCGUCUACUUUUACGCAUGGCAACCUGGCUGACGAUCCAGGAGUGAAAACAGGAUCGCAGUUCGCACGACGUAAAGUCAUCUUCAUAGAGUUGUUUGUUAUCUUAUUUGAGCUGUCUGCAGUUUUCAUUUACUGAAGCCAUGUUUUCCAAGGCCACUGCCAACUUCGUCCGUCAGAUUGACCCAGAGGGAAGCCUCAUCCACGUGUCACGAGUAAAUGACUCCCAAAAACUGGUUCCCAUGGCACUCGUCGUCAAGCGCAACCGCCUCUGGUUCUGGCAAAGGCCCAAGUACCAACCAACGGAUUUCACCCUCAGUGACUUGUUGCUGGGUGACAAAACGCUUAGUCCUGGAUUGUGUGAGACAGAAUUCCUGACCUACAAGGGGACGUUUGGUGACAAACUCUCCGGAAAGCUGAAAACCAAGGCCGGCUCUGUCAGUGUCGCGCUGGAGGGGCAGGGCACUACCAAGCUCCAAUCAUGUUUUGGCAAGCUGAAAAAAGAGGAACUGGAUGUGAAGAAGCUAUUACGUGACUCCAGAAGCAGGCUGGUGGACAUGCAGCACGUGCUGGUGCAGCAGCUGGAGAAGCGGGCUGAUGUGCUCGCAGUCGUGAAGGAGAGGAUUGUCACCACCAACUCCUGCUCCAUCACCCAGACGAAGAAGGAGCAGUGCAUCUUUCAGGGCGUGGUCGGGCUGCUGGACAUCCUGGGGAGCUCUGUUAAGGUGUGUGUGAAGGACACCAACAACAUUGAGAUGGACAGUGAUGUUUCUUUGGAGAUCCCCUCUGACACCGUCAUUGCAUACAGCAUCCUGGAACUAGAGAUUAAAAAGAAUGGACACUAUGAUAUAUGCCUGCAACCUGGCACUAUAGGAGGUUUUGAGUCAGACACCUGGCCAUCCCAGGAUUCCUUGAAUGUUGUGGAUGGCAAAUGCAAUGGAGAGAAUGUUCCAACACUGCAAAAUGGAUCACAGGAGAUGGACUUGUCUCCACUGGCAGAGCUCAACCAGUCAACUAGAUGCGCCUUGUUCAAGAAGUUACAAGAGACAAUGAGGGACAGAACUGCUCUGUCAUACCUGCAGUGUGUGCUGGCGAAGUUGUGUGGUGAUGACACACUCGAUAUGGCCAACCAAGAUAUGGAUCGACUCAGCUUAGACAUUCAUAGCGAGUGCAGCCAGGCUGCCAGUCCUGCGCACCUGAAUGCAACUCACCUGUUGGUCAGUGCUAUGGAAGAGUUGCCUGAUGAAACACUGAGCCUUCUGAGUGAGAGCCGUGCUGAUUUUCUGGAGGCCUUCAACACACUGAUGUGCAGGUUAAAGGAGAGCAGCGGGACUCUCUCCAUCCAGCGUCUUCCCAUCCUGCUGCAGGACAACCAAACUUUCCAGCUGGCAGAACAGCUGCUCAGCUCCACCAAUGUAACACUGAAGAGAAACGCUGAGAGUCUGUGGACGGAGACAGGAGAUAAAGCAGAAGCUCUGCCUUUGAUCCUCUGCCUCAGCACACAUGGAUUGUCUUUGCUGUGCACUGGGCUGAAGUAGGAGGAGUUUCUGCAUGCACACUUGUUUUUCUUUUUUUUUAUGGACUAUAUUCUGUCCAUUUCUUUCUUUAUUGUAAAGUUUGUUGAGUCGACGCUUACAGUAGUUAAUUUCCUAACAUCUUUAUAUUUUACUAUUAUUGUUUUUUUAAUGUUGCUUGAUAUUUGUUACAUUAUUAUACAGAGAAUAUUGUUAUAUUACUUUUCCUAUAUAUAUUUUUGUUACUUAAAGCACACUUACAGCAAAAAGCACUUCAUUUUUUGUAUAUUUAAAAAAAAUCGAUAUAUAUUUUAUGUAAUGACUUGCCAUACUGUAGUGCAGCUCUGUCUCACUGAGACACAUCAAUGAACCAUGUUUGGUACUUGAUCAGGCACUUUGGAUAAAUAUUUCCAAAAGUUUAUUAUUGUUUAGUAUAAAUUCAGUUGUUUUUAUUUAUUCAGUUUUAGCUCACAUUCAAAUGAAUGUUGUUGAUUAGUAAGUUGAGAAAAACCCGUGAUUAAGCUGAAAACAGUUCUUAUUUCUUAAGAAAGAUUCAUAGGUCAUAGGUUUCAUGUUUUUCACUUAACAGCAAAAUGUGAAAUUUGAUGCUUGCCAACGGUACACAAAAUCAACAUUUCUACAGUGUGCUGAAAAGUGUUGCUCACCUCUUCUUGCUAGGAUUUUGAUUUUGAAUGAAACUGCAUUUUAUUGCUGCUACUGCUUAUAAUCAAAUUGUUAUGAAACUAUCUGUAUUUAACAGAAACAUUAUAUAUUGAAUACCAAAAAUAUUGUAUUAUUUUAAAAUGGAGAACUUAUAUUUUUUAAUGAAGUUUAUGUGUGUUUAUACAUGAGCAAUAGUUUUAUGAAGCUAUCUUUUCAAUGGCAUGGGCGACUUUCCUAUUUGACAGUUAACAUCGUAAUUUAUUGUUACUUGAAAAAAAGCUUCACUUUAUCCUAUAUGAAGGCAUACAAUAAUUUAGAAAAAAUCUUUGCAUUUAAAUCUGUGUCAUACCUAAAUUGCAAAUAAAGUAGGCUAUAUAAAAAUA